Molecule: messenger RNA, 1542 nt
Organism: Nematocida minor
Lineage: Eukaryota; Fungi; Microsporidia
Exons: 1
Coding region: 1-1542 (513 amino acids)
Source: RefSeq, a predicted model, not a curated record
AUGGCCAGGAGAGAAGUUAAGCUAAAGGUAAACAUAGAAGAGUUAUUGAACGCAUUUCAGACUAUAGACAGAAAAUACGUUUCUAAGAUAGGAGAUGUAUGCAAUGAUGAUCUUAUAGAAAUAUUUUUGAACGGGCUAAAAGACAUCUUUAGAAAGCAUCUACAAAUAGAGAGCGAGCACAGCGAAAAAGAAAACAGUGUUAUUUUAGAAGCAAUCAUAAAUAACAUGAACCACUACUUUAUAUAUAAUGAACAUGGAAGAAUUAUUAUAUUCACUUUGCAUGAUGCAUUAAGGGAUAGGGACAGCAAGAGAAUCAGAAGUAUGGUUAUUAGGCUAGCUAAUGAACUCAUAAAGCCUAAUUCCCUUAUAUACAGGCCAGAGCACGGAAUAAAUAUGCAGUUUGACAAGAAUAAGUCUCUAGAAAAUAUAGACCCAAAUGACGAGAAUGCAGACCUAAGCGCCAGAACAUACACGCUAGAGAUAGACAGUAUGGGCUUUUCUAGCAUGGAAAGUUUUCUGCAGGCCUCUGCAGAGAGGCUGGAUGCACAUAAUUUCCGUUUUAUUUCCGAAUCAGGUGAUGUGAGAGAUAUAAAUAAUCUUAAAAUGGGAUCAUUAGCACUAAAACGCUACAACCUAUAUGAGCUAUACACUAAAAAAUAUGAAAACACAGGCAUGCUAUUAAUAGACUAUGGAAUGAAGCUUAUCUAUGAAAAGCAGAAAGAAAUUGAAGAGUUGAUCGAUCUAAUCAACGAAAUAAAUUAUACUUCUAACAAUGAGAUAAAAGAUACGUUAAUGGAAGAAAUUCCCAAGCUAUUUAGCCGUAAAGAGCUAGGAAUAAUCUGUUCCAUCAGAGAUAACGCACCAUCUAUUACAACUGAAAAAAUACUUCAAACCAGAAUACUUAAUUUAGUCGAAUACAUGAUAAAAAACAACAUAUUCUUGGAAGAAAAAAAUGAAGAAAAAGUAUUGAAGAUAGGCACUAACUUGAAUGGCUUUUAUGAAAACUACAUAAAUACGAGUGAAAGGUUUGUAAAAAUGGCAGAAGAUAACAGAAACAGGCUAAAUGAUGAGAUAAAAGUGUAUUCACAAAUCCUAAAAGACAAAGAGGCCCUGUAUUUUCAGCUAGGAGAAGAAGAGACUGAAGAGAAGGAAAGGGUGAAGUGUUCUAUUAACAACCUGGAAAACGAAAUAUACCUGCUAAAGUGUGACAGCGAAAAAGAAUAUAUAACGAAAUCUGUCUGUAUAGAUAGGCUUAAGAAAAAUCGACGUACAUUAGAGUUUCUAAGUGUCGAGCAAGAAGAAUACAUAUCCAGAAAGAUCAAAGAAUUUGCAAAUGCACAAAAAAUAAAAAUAGGCGAGCCAGAAGGAUUGAUAAACCGAAAAAAAGAUAUAGUAAAAACAAUGAUUGUAGGUGCUGCUUUUCUGGGAGGAGCAACAAUAGCGGCUUAUAAUCAGCUUUCAAAGGAAGGUGAAAUACCUGAUUCUAGCGCUCGUAAUGUGCUGAACAGUGACAAAACAUCAUCGCACCACGAGCAGCAAUAG